Molecule: messenger RNA, 1152 nt
Organism: Annulohypoxylon maeteangense
Lineage: Eukaryota; Fungi; Ascomycota; Sordariomycetes; Xylariales; Hypoxylaceae
Exons: 1
Biological process (GO): polyketide metabolic process
Source: RefSeq, a predicted model, not a curated record
AUUAUACGCCUGAAUCAUGGGCGGCGCAUAUCAGAGAUCACGUAACCCCUCAACUAGGAGGCGAUGUGCGCAUCAACGAAGACAGCAUCAUGGUUGAUGAGAGCGCGCAGUGCGUCGCACUGUCUCUAUGGCUCAAAUUCAAACCCGAGAUGCCGCUACUAGGCUACCAACCCAAGGGUCGAGACGUCCUAUUCAUAGAGCGCGGAUUCAUCUGGUUCACAGAUGGGAAGCUGUCGAAGGGCUUAUUCGUAAUAAAUGACGACGAAAUGCGCACGCAGCUGGCGAAUCCCGGGACGGAUUUUGCGCCCAGCCUAAUCAGCGAAUAUCCCGUCCCUCCAGUACGGACGCCACUAUCUCGCGAACAGCUAGAGGAGGUCUACAGGGCGUACGUCGACAUGUUCAACUCGCGCGAAACGGAUGUGGCCUAUUCGAAGUACGUCCAUCAGCCGGAGAAGAUGCUUAACAACAAAACCCUGGCGCGCCGCAUCAUGGACGAUGCGAUGGCAGCUAUCCCGGACCUGCAGUGCCAGAUUCACACGCUGGUAGCGGAUGAGAAAUUGCAGCGCGUGGCUGUGUGGCUUAAGUUCUCCGGAACUCCGAUCAAGCCGUACGCAGGUCUGGUAGCGAACGGCCACCCCGUCUUUUUCACUGAACAAGCCACCUAUCAAUUCUUGGACGGGAAGAUCGAGCGGAUAUGGGGUAUGAUGGACUUCAGCGAGGCGAGACUGGCGCAACAACCGGAGUCUACGAUGCCGCUUGUUAUACCGGUGAUUUGAAAUUCGAUAUGAAUUUUGGCAUGGCGGAGGUGGAAUCUCGGAAUCUUAUGAUACCCAUGGUGUCGCGAUAUGACACGGUUGAGGAGCUGAUAUAGAUGGUUAUACACAAUGUUAAGGAUCGGAAGGUAGUUUUGUUUUUUGGUUGAUUGUUUUUAUUUACCUAGGUACGCACCUACGUAAUUAUGAGUUUCUCAUAGGUUGGAUAUUGGAAGUUGGGGUUUUGAUUGAAGCUUAGGAUAGGAUUGGAUUCUUCAGCGCACAUAGCCGUUGCUCAGGUGCAUUAGCUUAUGACGCGGCUACUCUUGUAACACGUUUUAAUACGGGAUUUAUUACUAGUUCUGUUCAUCCCGCAAUUCGCAUUUUUCACAUGCUAAAA